Cydia splendana is the source of this 1386-nucleotide messenger RNA. RefSeq names its product mucin-2-like. The record is from RefSeq and is a predicted model, not a curated record. NCBI's taxonomy places the organism in Eukaryota, Metazoa, Arthropoda, Insecta, Lepidoptera, Tortricidae. The coding region runs from base 50 to 1342 and encodes 430 amino acids. The transcript has 3 exons.
CUCGAGGCUCGCGGCUGCCCUGCGCGCGCGCCACUCGCUAGUGUCAGCCAUGGAGCACGCGCGUCUCUCCUCGCUCCUCGUUAUAGCGCUGCUACAACUCAGCCAAACUGAAAUCUCAAACACUCUACCAGAAUCAUGGUACGCCGCUAACGUUAUAAAUGAUGGAUCAUACUCACCGAAGCCCUUAUCUGAGAUAUUUUCAACGCAAUCGACUUUCUCUUCGGCCAAUCCAAUCGUCGUGCUACAAUCCACCACACCAGAUCCGAUUUUGUUCACGACACCCUCAAGUUCAACAUCGACAAGCAGACCGAAUGACAGAAUAACAGAAAUAUCCGUUGUGCCCUUACCGACUGAGCAACCUGCUCAGCCACAGUCGACAGAGUCAGUGACGUCGCAAUCACCACCGAUCAUAAUAUUUGCUGAUACGCCGACAGCGCCACCACGGCUUCCCGAAUUGUCACAGUUCCAACAACCACCUGCACCGCCUUCGCCCCCACCAGUCUUAUCAGCUCCCCAGCAAAUCCAACUACAAACAGCGCCGCAAGGAACACCCCCUCCUCCUACCUCUACUACACUUCCACCAGUUACAACUACCUUUUCUUCAUUUCCACCAUUUACGUCUACAUCUUCAUUUGUAUCAGUUACGUCUACCUCUUCAUCAUUUGCACCAGUAACAUCUUCCUCUUUGUCAUUUGCACCAGUAACAUAUACCUCUUCUUCAUUUGCACCAGUCACGUCAACCCCCUUUUCGCUUCCACCAGUUUCAUCUACCCCCUUUUCAAUUCCACCAGUUACGAAUAGUACCUCUUUUUCAGUUCCCCCAGUAAUUUCUACCUUAUCUCCAGCAGUGCCUAAUACUAAUAAUUCCCCUCAAGCACCCUGCACAAACAGCUCAAAACCAGGCUCUCAGCUUCCAUCAUUCAGAAUUCGCCUUGUAGCUCCAAGCGGAUCGGUGACCAAAGUCGAAAUCAAUCCUCCAUUUACAACCACCACCAGAAGGCCCACUACGACGCGAACACGAAGAACGAGGAACAAUUACGAUGGCUGCGUCAGCGGGUGCGGAGGCAGGAAGAUCCCUAUCUGUACCAGUCCCUCGGGCGUGUCUCCCAUCGACCCCAACAGACUUAAAGGAUUCCCAUCAGUGUGCCACAUGGCGUGCCACAACUCGUUUAGGAAGACUUUGUACGAAAAGGUGGCUGAUGGCCGAUGCGGCCAACUACGCACACGAAUCAGGCCUCUUGGCUCCAAAAACAAGCUCAAGAAGGACGAUCUCCAGAAAGCUACAUAUACUGUCGUUCAAGCAGGCCCGUCAGUCAUCGAGUUCUCACCUUUGAACUCUUAGAGGCGAAACUUUUGUCAAAGUAAUUGUAGUAAACUCAUCAGCGA